This is a messenger RNA of Tupaia belangeri chinensis (Chinese tree shrew), 1241 nucleotides long. RefSeq names its product X-ray repair cross complementing 2 (gene XRCC2). Gene Ontology annotation, biological process: DNA strand invasion; double-strand break repair via homologous recombination. Gene Ontology annotation, molecular function: four-way junction DNA binding; ATP-dependent DNA damage sensor activity; ATP binding. The transcript has 3 exons. Gene Ontology annotation, cellular component: Rad51B-Rad51C-Rad51D-XRCC2 complex; centrosome; replication fork. Lineage: Eukaryota; Metazoa; Chordata; Mammalia; Scandentia; Tupaiidae. The record is from RefSeq and is a predicted model, not a curated record. Bases 136 to 972 code for a protein of 278 amino acids.
CGGGGGGAGGGGCUGGCGCAGUGCGCACGCGCGUCGCGCCGGGCCCGGUUUUUAACUGGCUGCGUGGCCCGCGCCGUCGGUAAAUGGCGUAGGUGGCGGGAAAGUUGAGUCCCUCGUGGCCGAGCCUUCAGGGCUAUGUGCAGUGACUUCCACAGGGCUGAGUCUGGGACCGAGCUCCUUGCCCGACUUGAAGGUAGAAGUUCCUUGAAAGAAAUAGAACCGUAUUUGUUUGCUGAUGAAGAGUCACCUGUACAUGGUGAUAUUCUUGAAUUUCAUGGUCCAGAAGGAACUGGAAAAACAGAAAUGCUCUAUCAUUUAAUAGCACGAUGUAUACUUCCAAAAUCAGAAGGUGGACUGGAAGUUGAAGUCCUGUUUAUUGACACUGAUUACCACUUUGAUAUGCUCCGACUUGUUACCAUUCUUGAACAUAGACUAUCUCAAAGCUCCGAAGAAAUAAUCAAGUUCUGCCUUGGAAGACUUUUUCUGGUAUACUGCAGUAGUAGCACCCAGUUGCUCCUCACACUCUAUUCACUGGAAACUAUGUUCUGUAGUCACCCAUCCCUCUGUCUUCUGAUUUUGGAUAGCCUGUCUGCUUUUUACUGGAUAGACCGGGCCAAUGGAGGAGAAAGUGUUAACCUGCAGGAGUCUACUCUGAAAAAAUGUUCUCAGUUCUUAGAGAAACUUGUGAAUGAGUACCGCUUGGUUCUCUUUGCAACAACACAAAGUAUAAUGCAGAAAACCUCAAACUUACCAGAAGAGCCGCCUUCUGCUUGUAAACGUGAUGCCGACAUAGACUACAGACCCUAUCUCUGUAAGACAUGGCAACAAGUGGUAAAGCAUAGAAUAUUCUUCUCUAAGCAAGAUGAUUCUAAAGGCAGCACUCAAUUUUCAGUGGUUUCACGUCAUUUAAAAAGUAACAGUUUAAAAAAACAUUUGUUUAUUAUUGGAGAAAGUGGAGUUGAGUUUUGUUAAUGUAUCAUAAAAUAAUCUUUUGUAAGAUAUUAUAUGAACUUCAAAAAGGUUUUUAUAUAUAAGCAAUUUGAAUCUAAAACUUUAAACUCCAGGGAAAUUAACAUAGCAAUAUUUUUUCACAGAAUGGAUUACUUAAACUAGUACAGUAAAACUUUAGACUGUUUUGUUUCUAGACCAUUUAAGAUUAAGCAGUGAUAUAAACCAUUAAACUUUGUAUUAGGUUUGUUUUAGAACUAAAUAAAUAAUGUACAUAUUUCGUCCUAAAUAAA